Molecule: messenger RNA, 2313 nt
Organism: Rotaria sp. Silwood2
Lineage: Eukaryota; Metazoa; Rotifera; Eurotatoria; Philodinida; Philodinidae
Source: the annotation of a GenBank genome assembly
AUGUUCAUUGGCUAUCUUUUUACAUCAAAACGACAAUUACAUCGUUUACCUCUUGUGGCUAAUCGAUCAUCCUAUGCACUUGUUACUGGUGCAUCAUCUGGUAUAGGUGCUCAAAUUUGUCGUCAUUUGAUUCGACAUGAUUUUAAUUUAAUUAUGGUCGCAAGAUCACAAACAAAACUUCGUGUAUUAGCAGAUGAACUUCGACAAAUCAAUGAUAAAAUUAAUAUUUAUAUAAUUAUUCAAGAUCUUACUGAAUUAAAUGCUGCAGAAAAUUUAAUCAAUAAAAUUGAUGCUUUAAACGAUGUCAAUAUUGAUAUACUUAUUAAUAAUGCUGGUCGCGGUUGCACAAAACCGUUUUUGCAAAUGUCAGCAAACGAUAAUGCAUAUGAACAAAUGAUUGCUCUUCAUGUACGUGUUCCUACUCUUCUUAUACGUCACUAUUUACCUAAAAUGCUCGAUAGACCCUCACGUAUAGUCAAUAUUUCAAGCGAAGCAUCUUACAUGUCAUCACCACGUGCUGCAAUUUAUGCUUCAACAAAAUCUUUUUUAACACAGUUAACUACAUCUCUUGAUUAUGAAAUAGAACAGAUCAAUGAUAAUAAUAAUAUUUCUCUUUUAUUAGUCACACCUGGACCAACAUUAAAUACAGAAUUUGAUCAUCACGAUGAAUCCAUCGUAUUUCGUCUUCCAUUUGUAACUUUAACAGCUGAACAAGUUGCUCAACAAGUUGUUGAUGCUUGUUUACGUGGUGAUCGCUUAUGUACACCCGGUUGGGCUAAUCAAUUAUCCAUAUGGUUAACGACAAAAGUACCACUGAGUUUUGAAAAUCUUGUUUGUUGGCUUCUUUGGGCAUCGUGGCCUGAACUUAAACAAUGGCUAUAUGAACGACGUCAUUUAGUCAUUGUUUGCUUUAAUCUAAUGGAUAAAAUUAUUGAAAAUCUUAAAAAGCAAUUAGAAAAACCCAAAAUGACAACAGAAGAAGAUGAACUUGCUUUAUUUACAAAAUAUUUGAAAGAAGAGCAUGACGUAUCUCAUCAUGGUAUAACAACGACACCAAAUAAAAAAUCGAAUAUACAUAAAGAUGGAACAACAGUACAUUUGCAACAUCAUAUGUCAAAAAUACCAAAAUUUUAUGAACAUAUUCCCACUGAUCCACUUGGUAAAAAAUUGCGUGAAGAAGCCCGAGCUUUAUUUCUUCAUCGAAAAAGUCAAGAAAUCAUUAGUAGUGAUGAAGCAAAUUCAUUAUUGACAUUAUUAGAAGAAAACGCUUCACCUCCACUUGAUCCUGAAUCACCAAAAAUUAAUUAUGAUGAUUUUAUGCGAGUCGUUCAAAAAGCAAGUUCAGCUAUUGCUAAUCUUUUUCCACCAACAAUUUUUGCUGAUCUUUAUCAAAGUGAUCCUUAUGGUCGUGUACGUAUACUUGAUUUAUAUCAAUAUACAAUGCGUAAAAUGUGGUAUCAUCAUUCUCGUAUGGGUUUAUCACUUUAUGAUAGCAUUGGUCAAGGAUAUCUUCGAGAAUCUGAUUUAGAAGAUUAUAUAUAUGAAUUAAUUCCAACAAUGCAUCAAUUAUCACAAUUACAAGAAACUUUUUAUAAAUUUUAUGUUUGUACAGCAGUACGAAAAUUUUUUUUCUUUCUUGAUCCAUUACGUACAGGACGUAUUGCUAUACCAGACAUACUAUGUAGUGGCUACCUUGAUAAAUUACUUGAAUUACGUGAAGAAGAUGCUGACGUAGAUGAUCUUGAACAAAAUUGGUUUUCAUGUCAAUCAGCUUCAAAAAUUUAUACACGUUAUUUACAGCUUGAUAAAGAUCAUAAUGGUUUAUUAUCACGAGAUGAAUUAGCCAAAUAUAAUUCAAGUACAUUAACACCUGUAUUUAUUACACGUGUUUUUCAAGAAUGUUUAACAUAUGGUGGUGAAAUGGAUUAUAAAUCAUAUUUAGAUUUUGUUCUUGCACUUGAAAAUCGAAAUUCACCACAAGGACUUCGUUAUCUUUUUCAAAUAAUGGAUAUCGAUAAUAAAGGUUAUUUACAUCCGGGUGAUUUGAAUUUUUUUUAUCGAGGAAUGAUUCAAAUGUUAUCCACACGACCACUAACUGAUAUACCACCAUUUAAUAAUGUUCAGAAUGAAAUAUUUGAUAUGGUUAAACCUGUUGAUUCAAUGGGUAUUACAUUAAAAGAUCUUAUUAAUUGUGGUCAAGGAGGUUUAGUACUUUCAAUUCUUAUUGAUAUUGGUAGUUUUUGGACUUACGAAAAUCGUGAAAGUCUUAUACCACAACAAGCACCAACAAAAGAUGAUUCAAUUCAUGUCUGA